GGCAUGUCGGCCCGCGUCACUCGCGCAGCAGGAAAUUGCCAAAUUCUAGUGCCCUGCGUCAAGAACGCACGGCACGGCACGAGAUCUGGCCGUCGCGACGCGCGUGAGAUUUUUAGAUAGAUCAGAGAGUGUCAUAGUGGUCUGUGUGUGGCACAGUGGCCUGUCACCUCACCUGAUCCAACACAGGCGCGCGCGCGAGCGGGGCGGGGCGAGGCGAGGCGAUGCUGCAGAGGUGGGGCUUGGGCGGCGGCGCGGCGGCGGAGGAGCCCGAGCUGGCGCGCUUCUCCUUCGCCGAGCCCCUCCCGCCAUGGCCGCAAGGUGGUGGGUUUGCGACGGGGAGGAUUUGUGUCGGCGAGCUGGAGCUCGCGGCGGUGACCGCGUUCGAGAAGAUCUGCGCCUUGUCGUCGACGAGGAAGGGCGCCGGCGUCACGUUCUACAGGCCGGCCGGCGUGCCGGAGGGGUUCUCUGUGCUCGGACAUUACUGCCAGCCCAACAGCCGCUCGCUCCACGGCCACCUGCUCGUCGCCAAGGCCGCCGCGGGCACGCCGGAGUCGCCGUCGCAGUCGCCUCCUCUCCGCCCGCCGCACGACUACGAGCUCGUCUGUGCGUUCCGUGCUGACGGCGUCGGCGACGACAGGAAGUCUUGCCAUGGGUACGGCCGCACCGGCGCCUACUUCUGGCUGCCCGUGCCGCCGGAAGGGUACCGCGCGCUCGGGCUGCUCGUCACGGCUGAGCCCGACAAGCCGCCGCUCAGGGAGGUCGCGUGCGCCCGCGCCGACCUCACCGACGAGUGCGAGCCGCACGGCUCGCUGCUCGGGCUGCAGCUCGUGGGGCCCUCCGCGUGCUGGUCGUCGUCGACGCUCCCGGCGGCGUUCGCCGUGCGUGGCGUCAGGCCGGCGCACCGGGGGAUGUGGGGGCGGGGCAUCGGCGCCGGGACGUUCUGCUGCGGCGCGGUCGGGUGCGCGCCGCGGGACCAGGGGAUGGCCUGCCUUAAGAACGUGGAGCUCGACCUCUCGGCGAUGCCGACGCUGGAGCAGGCGCACACGGUGAUCCGCCAUUACGGGCCGACGCUCUUCUUCCACCCCAAGGAGGUGUACCUGCCGUCGUCCGUGUCCUGGUACUUCAAGAACGGCGCCGCGCUGUGCAAGAAAGGGGAGAGCGCCGCCAUGGAGCUCGACGGCGAGGGGUCCAACCUCCCGUGCGGCGAGUGCAACGACGGGGAGUACUGGAUCGGCCUGCCUGACGGCAAGAGGGGGGAAUCCAUCAUCUACGGCGACAUCGACAGCGCGGAGCUCUACGCGCACGUGAAGCCGGCGAUGGGCGGGACGUGCACCGACGUCGCCAUGUGGGUGUUCUGCCCGUUCAACGGCCCGGCAAGGUUCAAGCUCGGGCCGAUCACCAUCCCGCUCGGCAAGACCGGGCAGCACAUCGGCGACUGGGAGCACUUCACGCUCCGCGUCAGCAACUUCACCGGCGAGCUCAUGGCCGUCUACUUCUCGCAGCACAGCGGCGGGCGGUGGGUGGACGCGUCGGCGCUGGAGUACGCCGCGGGCAACAGGCCCGCGGUGUACUCCUCCCGGAACGGCCACGCCAGCUACCCGUUCCCGGGCGUGUACCUGCAGGGCUCGGCGGCGCUCGGGAUCGGCAUCCGGAACGACGCCGCCCGGAGCGAGCUGUCCGUGGACUCGAGCGCCAAGUACCGGAUCGUGGCGGCGGAGUACCUCGGCGAGGGCGCCGUCGACGAGCCGCGGUGGCUCAACUUCAUGAGGGAGUGGGGCCCGACGGUGGUGUACAAGUCGCGGCAGAGGAUGGAGCGUAUGGCGAGCGGCAUGCACCGCCGGCUGAGGAGCCCGGCGGAGAGGAUGCUGAACAAGCUGCCCAACGAGCUGUCCUGGGAGGAGGGGCCAACCGGUCCCAAGGAGAAGAACAACUGGGAGGGAGACGAGCGAUGGUAGUUGCAAGAGAUUUGUCAAUCUGUGCGUGGUAUGUGGCUUGUCAUUUUGAUUCAGGUGUUUUGUUUUGUUUCGUUUCACCAGUGGAGAUCGUACUGUGACAGGAAUACGUGAUUCUUAUUCAUGAUUGGGAGAGACAGAUUGUGAUUGUUUGUGCUUUGUAGCCUAUUAUACAGUCUACGUGAGAAUAUUGGACUA
Oryza brachyantha (malo sina) is the source of this 2150-nucleotide messenger RNA. RefSeq lists its product as uncharacterized. The record is from RefSeq and is a predicted model, not a curated record. The transcript has 2 exons. Bases 222 to 1955 code for a protein of 577 amino acids. NCBI's taxonomy places the organism in Eukaryota, Viridiplantae, Streptophyta, Magnoliopsida, Poales, Poaceae.